This is a messenger RNA of Prorocentrum cordatum, 3233 nucleotides long. Lineage: Eukaryota; Dinophyceae; Prorocentrales; Prorocentraceae. The record is from the annotation of a GenBank genome assembly.
AGGCAGCUCUGGUGGCUCAAGGUUGCGUUGCUCCUGCUGUUAGUGCCGCAUCGCAGGAUGAGCGACACGUUCAGAUACACACUCUCUGAGUUUAAGCAGUUAAGCGAUGAACAACAACGCUCAGACACAUGGGAAUUUGGCGGCUGCAAUUGGCGGUUGACAGUUUACCCCAAGGGAGGUGGCACGGCGAAAGGCAAGUCGGUAUCGGUGUUUCUCCAUUGCAUGCGCCCUGCCACAUGCAAAGGAUUCGAUGUUUCGACGACAUUUGCCGUUAGUGCAGUUUGCCCCCAAGACGGUGCAAAGACGCACACACAGACGCGUAGCCGUUCAUGGAGUGACUCGACGGGUUGGGGAUGGCUUGAAUUCAUUCCGCUGGAAAGCGUGGAUGGGUUGCUUGUGGAUGGCGCUAUGGUUUUUGAGUGCAAGUACAACUCGGCGGUGCGAAUUGUCGCAACGCAUCCACCUUACCAGAUUCAUCGCGACCUGAGUGAGGUACUGCACGCAGCCCACCGACUACGAACUAGUGUCGAACGAUGGCGGUCGCAUUGUGGCCGCGCUGACUCGAUGAUUGAUCGGGCCAAUUGGCUGAGAGGGGCACCUUGGGACGACCUGUGCUAUCACGCACCGUCAGAUGACGCGCACGAUCGAGCUCGCGAAGCAAGGGCGGCAUUUGACAGUGCCCAGGACACCGUGCGCAAAGCUGCCUCCUCCGAGGUGGUCCCCGAGGUGCCGCGGGACCACGCCGCAGCUCGCGCCGCAGCUCGCGCGGCGGCGCAGACCCUCGAGGCCGCCCCCGGGGCCUCGAGGAGACAGGCGUGGCUGGAGGCCGAGGCGGUGUGGGCGAAGGCGUUCAAGCUGGAGCGGGGCGGCCAGAAGCGGGGCCAGGUGUCGCCGGCCUCGGAGGAUGGGAUGCGACUUCUUUGCGCCAGGCGCGACCGAGCGCGAGAGCGAUGCGCUUCGGCCCUGGGCGCGUACAUCUCGUCCACCGACGGCGAAGGCCUGGCCAAUCGCCUCUCCGUGGCCCAGCAGUUCGUUGCAGCUCACAAAGGCUGGAUCGUGGAUGACGCCAGCCUCACGGAGCCCAUCGCCAACUCCAAGGCUCUACUUCGCAGCACGUCGGCAGCAGCGCCGUCAUUGGAGCUGGUGCGGGAUCGCGUGGGCACUACGUUGGGAAGCUUGGCGGAUUCCGAUUCUGCGCUGCGGCAGAGAUUGACGCCCGCGACGACUGCAAGCGAGAAGGCUGUUAAGGAAGCUGUGAAAGCUAUGAAAUUAGUAUUCUCGGGAGGCGGCGGGGAGCACCAAGUUGACCUCGCUGGGGUAGCCGCUCUCAACUCGCUAUUGGCGUUGCAGAAGGAAGAGUCUGACUGGAAGGGCGCGCCGCCAGAAACUGAGUUGGUGAGCAUGAUCGUUGCAGUCAGCGAUGAUCUCCUGCAGUGCGCUAAGGACGCGGUUGGUCACUUAACGCAGGAGCUCGAGAACUACAGGGAGGCCUGCCGUUAUCUGUUCUUGCAGCCCGCAUUGGCGAUCUCGGCAGGGACGGGCGACGUGCCGGCCGUCGACGAGCUCGCGCGCCUCCGGGGACAGCGGCGCAGUUUGCAGCAGAAGGUGCAUCUGCUGAAGGCGCACCAACUGAAUCUGCAGGACGAUGCGGAGCCGAAUGAGGAGCGCGGCGAGUUCUUGGCAGAGCUGAUGGAUCUCUGCGCCAGGCACCGGAGCGUCAGCAGUUCGGUGUUCCCAGCCGAGAUCUUGGCCUCGCUUGGCAGUGCCGCGCCCCGGAAGCAGCAGGCGGCAAGCGCGGCCAGCGACCUCCGCCGAAUGCAGCGUGAGCGCCAGGUCGUGGACACGCAGGUCCUCGAAGCCUUCGCCCGGGCCUGGCAGGUGAAGCAGGAUCACUUCCCCGAGCUGCCCGUGGACGUCGGCGGGUGCCUGCACCCCGGACUUGCCGGCGUCUUCAGCGAGGACCGGGGCCUGCACAUGUACGAGGACAGGGAGAAGCUGGCAGAAUCCAACCACGCGGUCUUCCGCGCAACUUUCGCUGGCAAGCGGUGCGUCCUCAAGGCCUUUCCCCUCGAAUCGGACGACCGGCGCCGGCAGUUCCUGAAGGAGGCCCGCCUGGCCCGCAGUCUGAAGCACCACACCGUCGUUCCGGUCGAGUGCGUGUUCAUCGCCGACGGCACCGGGUACGUGCAGAUGCCGCUGUACGACGCUGACCUGGCAGCGUGGGCCAAGGAGAAGAAACGACCCACCGCGAAGCUCUUGCUGGUUGCCCGCGGCAUCCUGCACGCCUUGGACCACCUGCACUCCUGCGGAGUGGUGCACGGCGACCUGAAGCCCGCGAACAUCCUGAUGGACGCGGACCUGCGGCCUCGCGGCGCCGGCGGACUUCGGCUGGAGCCGCGUCACCUCGGAGGGCUCCGCGGCGGGCGCUGCAGGCGCAGCCGGCGCAAGCGCCGGGACGGGCGUCACAGGUGCCAGCGUGAGCACGUCGGCGGCUGCCCCAGGGACCCUUGGCUAUUGCGCCCCAGAGCUGGCGACAGGCGGUUGCGCGACCAAGGCAUCGGAUUUGUAUUCGCUCGGCGUGAUACUCGAGGAGUUGUUCGCGCAGGCAACGAGCGCCAAAGGCGACCAGCAUGCAGCGGUUCUCGAGGCAUCCCGCAGGCUUCGAUCUCAGGAGCCUAACGCGCGUCCGAGUGCGUCCGAGCUGAUCCAGCUUCCAUGCUUCAGUUCAGGUCUGAUUCGCACGAUCUCUUCUCUGCCAGAGUACUGGGAGAGCGAUGAUCCAGAUGCUGCAUCGUCUCGCCGGCUCGAUGCCAUGCACAAGGCAGACUUGUUCAGGAACCUCUUGCGGUCGACCGCGCACGCGGACAACCAUCACGGCGACCGCUGCGCGUCAAAGGCGCUGCAGCACGCUGCUGUCCUCGGCGUGGAGCGCAUCGAGAACCCGCGCCUCUGGAGGCGUUUCCAGCAGAAGCGCGCCGAGAUGCGCGAGCUUGGCGCGGCGCCGCUGCCCGUGCAGCCGGCCCUCCCCGAGGGCAUGGAGACGCUGGACCCCGAGACGAACGAGGUCUUCGGGCUCAUGCACGGGACGACCGCCGAUCUCGCGGGCACGAUCUGCGAGCACGGCUUCGACGAGAGGGUGUCGAACCUCAGUUGGGCGUUGCCAGGGGUGCCCCUGGCCCAGGGUGGCCCCAGAUCCUUCCAGGGCGCCCCCCGGGGGCCUCCAGAGCACCCCC